AUGCCAUCCUCUCUCGUCGAGCAGUAUGAGAGUCUCUUGCUUUCCAACCUUUCCGCGAUUCAGUCGAUCGAAUCGGGUCUUAGGAACGUUACUUGGUUCUUACCGGGUCGAUUCGAAGACGCCGAAGUGGCCAGCGAAGGAUUGUACGCCCUUUUGAACAUCGUCUCGGGCUACCAUGACACUCUCCUCUCAAAGCAUCUGGAUCCUUCGUUGUCCCACCCACCGCAUCCGUUCGAAGAGCGCCCACCAGUCGAGCAUACCACCACAGCUCAAACGUCCCCUGUACCCGUUGCGUCGACUUCGAGACCUCCACGAAUCGCCCCUGUCCUGCCUCCACUUUCUGAUCAUUCGAGAUAUACUCGUUAUUGGACUGGAAACUCUCCGACGUACCGCAAAGCGUCCCGAAUACUAGUGACGAUCCAGUACGUCCAGCUUCUCGUCGAGAUGUUGUCAAAGAAGAGGUCGGACAGACGGCGAUGGAGAGUCUUACUCGGACUCGAGAGCGUCAAAAUGUUGCUGAAGCUCAUCAUCAUGGGGAUCACCAAACGACCAGUCUUGGCGACCCCUGCACCCAUGAGAGAGUAUGAUAUAUUCUCAUUGCCUGAAUCCGUCCUCAGAAAAUCAGGCUCGUCCUCGGGAGCGACCGCUUUGAACUUUGCGAACAGUCCCUCCAGCAAUGUCAGCAAUGUCCCGGCCGUUUCUCAACUUCCACCUCAUGCUCCAUUACGAUCGCACCUUUUACAUCUCUCCUCAUCCCUACCCGAGUCGCACUUGCCUGAUCCUUCGAGCCUGGUACCAAGCUUUGACUCGGCUGGAUAUUUAACAUCAGAGUUGAUCCAAGUAUCUCUGGUAUGGGUCCAUAUGGCUCUCCUGAUGCGAGCCUCGCGACAAACACAGUAUCGUCCAUCUUCACUUCCUAGCCUAUCGUCAUGGACGACGCCGUAUCUUAUCCCCCUGCUUCUCGCCCUCCUGGCCCGUCGACUCCGACUCAAACCUACGGAUUCUGCAUUGGAGCAGCCCUCGCUGCUCUUGGCAGAGCACUACGCUCAGCAGGACAGACGUCUGGCUAUGCGGGCGUUGCUCACUGGGCCAGUAUGGAUCGGCUGGACACGACCAAAGAUCAUGCGUGUGGUCAGUGCUGUGGAACGAAUCCCGGUGAUCGGCAUGGUUGGUGGAUUGAUGGAGGGGUACUUGAGCAUGGUGGAUGAUUACCUUUUUUAUACUUCGACAUGA
Kockovaella imperatae is the source of this 1233-nucleotide messenger RNA. Its product is annotated as peroxisome membrane protein. Gene Ontology annotation, biological process: peroxisome organization. Gene Ontology annotation, cellular component: peroxisomal membrane. The transcript is spliced from 5 exons. Bases 1 to 1233 code for a protein of 410 amino acids. The record is from RefSeq and is a predicted model, not a curated record. NCBI's taxonomy places the organism in Eukaryota, Fungi, Basidiomycota, Tremellomycetes, Tremellales, Cuniculitremaceae.